AGCCGGGCCGGCCAGGCAGGUAGGUGUUUGGGGCGGGCUAGGCAACUCAGCCUUCCCGGGUUACCUGAGGCAAGAGGGCGGGGCCUGCGACUGUUCACUCUUCCCGUCUGGCCCCGCCCCCUCGUCCCAGGCCGGCCGAGCAGCCCUAGAGUUGGAGUUGGGAAGUGCUCGGGAAGCCCGAGGGUGGACACCUCCUCCUCCGCUCUGCUGCCGCCGCCCUAAAGCUUUGGCCCGGCCGGCCAGUCUUGGGAGCAAGGGGCGCAUGGAGGGGCCCGUAAUCCUCUGCCUGCUAUGGGCUGCGGGGGUGCUUGGCACCCCCGCCACCUCCUCGGAGAUCCCAACCGAAGCCCACCCUCCACCUGUGAUCAAUUUCAGUGUUUCAGUGAAGAAUCUCUGUACAAUAUAUUGGAUUUGGAGUCCUCCUGAAGGUGUCAAUGCAAAAUGUGAGCUGUGGUAUAAAAGUCACUUGGGGGAGGAAAAGGUACUGUCUAAUUCAAUGAUGGUUAGUAAAAAUAACUUUCGGAUUGAAGAAGUGGCCCUUAAUGAAAGAAUUUGCCUCCAAGUGACAUCACAAUGCAAUGUGGAGAGCACAAAUACUAGUGACCCUGUAGAGAUGUGCAUCGAGCCCCCUCAAGGUGACCCAGAGACGGCUGUAAAGAGACUGCAGUGCAUUUGGCACAACUUGAGCAAGAUGAAUUGUAUAUGGCUCCCUGGGAAGACGGCACCUCCUGACACAAAGUACAUUCUGCACUACUGGUACAACACUCUGGAGAAAAGUCUGCAGUGCACAAACUUCUAUGUGGAGGGACAAUUCAAUGGAUGUUCUUUUGAUCUGCUUGAAAAAGACGUUUCCUCUUCUGAUAAAAUUCAAAUCAUGGUCACGGAUACAACUGGAGCAAUUAGACCUUCCUAUAAUAUCAUUAAUUUAAACAAUGUGAAGCCGGAUCACCCCAUCCUGACAAACCUCUCCCUCCAGAAUGCCAGCUUGUACGUGGAGUGGGAAAGUCCAGCCAACUUUCGCAGCAAUUGCUUAGUUUACCAGGUAGAAGUCAACAACAGCAAGUCAAUGGAGCACAAGGUUCACGAGCCCAAAAGCAAAUGCCACAUCUCAGAAACUCCUCCAGAACCUGAAGGAAAUUCAAAGAAUAAACAUUGUUUUGUGAUCCAUGAUGUUGACCCUGAUGCUCCAUAUACAGUCAGAGUGAGAGCCAAAGCCAGUAGGUUUUGCUUUGAAGACAAUGACCUCUGGAGUGCUUGGAGCCAAAAAAAGCAUAUAGGCCAGAAUCAUGACUCCAAGAUUCACACCAUCACCUUACUCUUCAUUCCAGUUGCUAUCUCCAUCUCUACUCUUCUGCUGCUGCUAUAUUUAAAGAGACUGAAAAUCAUUAUUUUUCCUCCAAUUCCUGACCCUGGGAAGAUUUUUAAAGAGAUGUUUGGUGACCAGAAUGACGACACACUGCAAUGGAAAAAGUAUGACAUCUAUGAAAAACAAAUUAAAGAAGAAACUGAUUCAGUGGUGCUGGUUGAAAAUCUGAAGAGGACCUCUCAAUAGAGUGAAUAAUUUAUUUGGACAUCUACCAGGAAAUGUCUCCCAUUCUCCAUUAGUUACCUUGAAAAUCAUUCAGUGAAAGCUGAAAGCAUUGGGCCAGUUACUUCAGAAGAGAUAUGUUGUAAAGCCAUUUCAGGUACACACGCUGUACGACUGAAUGCAGAGAAAGGAGUGGGCCAUUCUCAUAUGGUGGUUACAAAAUUACUAUUGGGAGAAACCACUUUCUUGGGAAGGCUACCUAAGCCAAAGCCAACAAACCAAAAAGACGAUGGCAUCAAGAGUAGCUCAUGAAAACUCAUGCCAGUUUCUCUUUCACCAGUUCACACCAGACGGCAGUGUAUUGUAGAAGACUAAGCAGAGUACAUUUACUUUCAUCCAGAAAUCCUGAUGAGUUGAUAUACUUCUAUUUUUAGCCUCCUCAGCAGUUUGUUGCCUUUCUUGACUCAUGGUAAGAUGGAACCCAAAGUGCCUUUCAAUGCCUGUCCUGAUGCUGCUCUGAGAAAAAGUGGUAUGUGACAAGCCUACCAGGAUGAAAAGCCUUCACUUGCUUCAUUUGGACUUCCUUGGCAUCUUCCCUUUCUCGUAACUGAAACAUCUUUUGGAGAUGAUUUUAUUACAGUCUACCAGUAAGAAAUGGGCUAAUUACAGCAGCAAGUGGUGGGCCCAAUUGAGAUGUUGGUCCCUUCAGAUGCGCAGCUCUGCUAAUGUGUAUACUGGACAAAAAGACGAAUUCCUAGCUUUCGAGGUCUUCUUCAUCUGUUCUUGAAGGGGCUUGUGUCAGGUGACCAAUGAUGUAAAUCAGGAGUACAUUUUGGUGGACCUGCAGGAAUCUGCCUGCCUUUUGAGUCUGCACCAGUAUUUACAAGCCCAUGUUGGCAGUGACAACAACCAAAAUGAGGUCAGAGUGAACCCCCAUCUCAAGGCCUUGGAAAGCCACCAAAGCCCCUCGAAGCAAAUGGGACUACAGGAGUCUUUGCCUUGCUUUGGACAACAAGUAUUGAGCACAUGUUGUGUGUGCCCCAGUGUGGAAGCCAGAAACAAAGGUGAAGACAUAAUGCCCUUAGAAUGUAUUAUCCAUUUGGAGGCUCUUGUUCAUUGCUGUAUUUGCCCACCCCUUUCCCUCCUUUCAUUUUGUAGACUUGCCCUGUUUCCCAAGUUCUCCCCUGACCAGCAGAGAAUGCAGGGAAUUAGCAAACUGAGGAAAACUAAGUGGGUGUUGGUAAGGACCAGAUAUCCCCCCCACCCAUAUUCUUCUUUCCUCUUUGCCCUGCACUCUGGCUUAAAGUAAGUGUGGGCAGGUCAGAUGAUAUUUAAGGGGUGUGCACGCUUUGGUUUUGUUUGGGGGGGGGGUUAAGGCUACAUCUGUUAUUCAGUUUUUGAUAUUAAAGUGCAAAUGUUUCUGCAUGUUUUCUAA
Molecule: messenger RNA, 2963 nt
Organism: Monodelphis domestica (gray short-tailed opossum)
Lineage: Eukaryota; Metazoa; Chordata; Mammalia; Didelphimorphia; Didelphidae
Gene: IL13RA1
Product: interleukin 13 receptor subunit alpha 1
Biological process (GO): cytokine-mediated signaling pathway
Cellular component (GO): external side of plasma membrane; membrane
Molecular function (GO): cytokine receptor activity; protein binding
Source: RefSeq, a predicted model, not a curated record